AUGUCACAAGAAAAUAUUCCAGACACUGCCCCAGUGGAGGGCGAGACUAAUCUUACAUUCGGACUCGAACUCGAAUUCAUCUUCGCUACAGUGGAUGCAGAUAAGCCUGAUCCCCAUCCUAGAGAUCCUCGCGAGGUUGAUGGCAAGAAAUUCCCUGAUAAAGAAGCUAUCAAUCGCGAUAUCCUCAAGAAGUUGACGGCAAUUGGUAUACCAGCAGUCAUUACGAGUAAUGAUAUGACAGAUGAGGAGUCCAUAAAAUGUUGGAUUUUGAAAGAAGAUACAACUGUUGGCGAUGACACUCUCAGGCCUGCUGAAAAUAAGAGCAAAAUCUACCAUAGAAAUGGAAUGGAGAUAACUUCUCCUCCCUAUUAUUACACUGAACCUGCUCGGAAUGCGAUCAGAGAAGUGUUGAGGACGGUAAGAGGAAACUAUAGGGUAUGUGUUGAUGAGACCGCAGGUUUACACGUUCACGUAGGUAACUCGUUCAACGGCUUUCAAUUCCUAAAACUUCAACACCUUUUAGCUAUUGCGUAUACAUAUGAGCCACAAACAGAAUUGAUCUUUUCACCAGAUCGUGUAUCAGGUGACUGGUGCCCUCCUUUUUCGAAAGGUCGUUUUGCUAUGGCGAAUCCUGACCUCACAAGAGUCGAAGUUCUUGAAAAGAUACUAGCAUACACCGAUAAUGAGUCGUUGAUUGAAGAUUUUGGUGAGUCAUUAAUGGCAGGUCGGCUCGCGUUCAACAUAGAGGGUCUAAAAACUCCUUACCAAGAUGGGAUACGCACCAUUGAAUUUCGACACCACCAUGGCUCUCUUGAUCCUCAAGCUAUUCUCAACUGGAUACAUGUGUGUAUUAAGUUCGUGGAAAAAGCAUGUUUUGCCAAACAUGAUGAAUUGCUGGCGCAACUACGACAAGAUGUCGCAAAGCCGAUCGGCUUUGGUGAAGGACAUCUUAGUACGAUUGACUUCUUCAUGUGGCUCGGUUGCCCAGCGCAAGCCUAUUACUAUUGUGCCGACAUGGUAACUGACAAAGAUGCUUUUGAACAGAGAACUAAAGAUGAUGCAGCACGUCAUGAAAAUUUCGUCAACUGGGCUCGCGCUCGUCUCAUCAAUCUUGCGAAAAAUGCUGAGGAGAACAAGGGAAAGGAUAGCUCCAAAGAAUCAGAGCCAACUACGAGUAACUCUGAAUCCACAGAUGACAAUGAAGCUGAUCAGGACGAAGGCAGCAAUAGUGGCAAAAAUUCAUCCAAUUCAAACGAGAAUGAGUCAUGA
Messenger RNA from Botrytis byssoidea, 1269 nucleotides. RefSeq lists its product as uncharacterized. The coding region runs from base 1 to 1269 and encodes 422 amino acids. NCBI's taxonomy places the organism in Eukaryota, Fungi, Ascomycota, Leotiomycetes, Helotiales, Sclerotiniaceae. The transcript has a single exon. The record is from RefSeq and is a predicted model, not a curated record.